AUCAAAGAAAAUGCAGUACUAUGUUGUACACAUGUAGAACAGUAGUACACAGUGUAUUUUCAGUUUUUACAGUAUUACUGUAUAACCCAGAACAGAGUUCCCUUUCCUGCCACCGAGCCCACAAUGUGGAUGACAAGGGUAAAAAUAGGAGUUAUAAUAAUUGUAAUAAUAAUAAUAAUAACCCUUAUUAAUAUUGCACAGAGUUUAAACAGAGUUUACAAAGUGCUUUGACAGCAAAGCAAGAAAAGUAAAUAUAAGAGAAAUAACAAUCAGCAGGAUGCAAUGUGACAAGGAGACCAGACAACCAGGUUUAGGUGGUUUGAAAGACGGUCGUGUUCAAACUAAAUGAAAAAAUAUAGAGAUAUGUCACAUGAAAACUUGAACACAUCAAAGCGGUGAUGUGACAAUAAAGACAAUGGCAAUAAUUAUUAUGAAAAAGGGGAAAAAAGACAAGUUGACUAAAGAUAUCUAAAACCUGCAAUAAGUUGCUCAACUUGAAUCAAGAUAAAAUUAUAUCUGUUCUAUACCAGUUCCCUUUUAAGUUGAAAUGUUGAAAAUGUUAAACAACACCAUAUCCAUCAAAACAUGAUGAAUUAUACAGUUUUAUCUACCGCUGGGUGGAGAUACAUGUUUUGGCCUGAAGGUGGAGAUCUGCCCCCUGAUCUGCACCAAAAUUAAAUGGGUUCUUCCUUGGGUCAUUUCCCUCCUCUCCAUAAAAAUCUUUUGAAAUUGGUCAAGUACUUUUUGUGUAAUCCUGCUAACAAUCAAACAAACAAACACUGAUGAAAACAUAACCUCCUUUGUGCAGGUAACAAACAAACUAAUAGUUCCUGACUUGGAAUAAUCAAAAACAUAAAGUGAACCUCCAAACUCUUUAUCAAUUGUCGUUGAUGAAUGAAUUACAUCAAAUACACUUGAUUCCCUGCUAUCACACGUGAGAGUCAGACUCUCAGCCCUCAUAAACUUAAGAAACGCCUCACUGAGCACCAUGUGUAGUUCUGAGAAAAACACCUGCAUCCACUGUGCACGAGUUCAGCGUGAACCAGCUGUAUGUUGUGACCUCUUUGAACUGUGCCUCAGAAUGAAUGGAUCCAAAGUCUGUCAGACUCAGUGCACGUGAAUUUUACCACUGUGUUCACACACCAGCACUGAACUCGCUUCUGGUAUCACUGUCCUUUUUUUGUCCUCACUUAGUAAUUGGCCCAAAAAAAGUAAAACUAAAAAGGCUGAACACAGCAGAGUGACCACAGUGCUUCAUGUAUUCUGUGGUCCAUUCAAGUCAAUUAUUACACACAGGGUACACAACCCCAGUCAGAGUCUGCUCACAUUUUUCGCUUUGCUGCCUGACUGCAGAAUUGGAGCAAACAUAUCAGACGUCCAGUGAAAUCCACAGGCUUUAAUCCCAUUUACAACCUAACAGGCAGUUCGGGCUCGAGGCCAGUGAACUGUUCAUGGCACGUCUUCUCUCCCUGUUGCGGCCUCAGCCGCUGCUGGCCCUCGUGGGUAGGAGGAAACCGACGCUGUGCAAAAUGUCAAUGGACUCAAGGGCACGCCAAGUGUUUGCAGCUGCAGUGGAGGCGGUCCAGCCAGACGCUGUGGUCCGGCAGAGUAUAGAGCGCAAAGAGGACUCCGUCAUCAUCAAUGGUAAAAAAUUCACACUCAAACACAACCUGCACUUGGUGGGAUUUGGAAAAGCCGUGCUGGGUAUGGCUGCGGAGGCAGAGAGGAUUGUGGGGGAUCAUUUGGUGAAAGGAGUCAUAAGUGUCCCUCAUGGGAUUCAGCAGACGUUACAGCAGCAUGGGAAAAACCAUCUGUUGUUAAAAGAAAACAGUUGCAUCAAAGUAAUGGAGGGAGCCAAGCACAACCUGCCAGACACUGAUGCCCAGAAAGCAGCAGAAAGAAUCAAGCAAUUAGCCAGUGAACUGACAGAGGAAGACCUGCUACUUGUACUGAUUUCAGGCGGAGGCUCUGCGCUAUUACCUGCACCCAUCCCACCAAUCGUGUUGCAAGAGAAACUGGAUGUUACCCGCAGACUUGCAGCAUCUGGUGCCACAAUUCAAGAGCUGAACACUGUGCGUCGAGCCCUUUCCUUCUUAAAGGGUGGAGGACUCGCACAUUAUGCUCACCCUGCACAGGUGAUCGCGCUGAUACUGUCAGAUGUGAUCGGAGAUCCUGUGGACUUGAUAGCCAGCGGUCCCACAGUCUGCAGUGAGGUGUGGCCUGAGGAGGUUUUGUCAGUCCUUGAACAGUACAAGCUGUUGAACUCUAUACCAGCAUCAGUAAAGGAGGUCCUUGGGAGACCGAAUCCCAGGCGGAAGGAUGAUAAGGAUAAAACGGACAAGGCAGAAAAUGUUCUCAACGUUGUGAUUGGCUCCAACGGCAUCGCCCUCAAGAACGCAGGACUCCGUGCCCGAGAGCUAGGUUUCCGCCCUGUUGUCCUGUCGCUGGGAGUGUGCGGUGAUGUGAAGUCAGUCUCCAGACUCUACGGCCUCCUGGCCCGCUUUGCGAUUUCUGCAGAGGAACCUCCUCCCGAGAUUGUCGCUGAGCUGCUGAAGCUGGGUCCCGAAGUAGGUGUGGAGAGCUGGGACCUGUGCCGUACCAUGCAGGUCUUGGGUGAAGGGCGCACGGAGGGAUGGGGUGCCACAUGUCUCCUAGCUGGAGGUGAGCCCACUGUAGAGUUGACAGGAAAGGGUCGAGGUGGUCGAAACCAGGAGUUGGCUAUGCGAGUUGGCCUGGAGAUGAGAGGCCUGCAGCUGCCGCCUAAUGGUCCCGUCUUCCUGAGUGGUGGAACCGAUGGCCAAGAUGGACCCACUGAGGCAGCAGGGGCCCUUACUGAUGGGGGGUUGUAUGAAGAAGCACAAGCACAGGGGCUGGACAUCAACAACUUCCUUACCAACAACGAUUCUUAUACGUUUUUUUCACGUCUUUCUGUCGGGCAACGUUUACUUGUACCUGGCCUAACUUGCACCAAUGUGAUGGAUGUGCACAUGCUGUUUAUUCCACCAAUUCCCAUUAACAAAGACUAACUCCGAGGGUGGAUCUGAGUAAAACAAUAAUUUAUGUCCCUGUUCAUGUUUUAGUUUCAUUACCUCCACCAAGGAGGUUAUGUUUAUUAACCCGUCUGUCUGUUUAUUUGUUGGUUUGUCAGCAGGAUUACACAAAAACUACUAUUGUGGAAUUUGCACAAACCUUGGUGUAAGGAUAAAAUAUGAGCCAAGAUCCAGCAACUUUUAGAAAACACGGGGAAGCAGAAAUGUUCAAAUCCUGCAAGACUGGACUGAGUUCUGGACAUCAUGGACUGUGCCAUUUAAGAACAUUGUUUUGCUAAGGCAAUCAUAGUUGUUUUAGCUUUGGCUAUAGGUCUGACUGACAUAAAAAUCCAUCCGUCCAUCCAUUAUCUGUAUCUAGAUUUCCCUUUUGAAGGUCGCAGGGGGAGCAGAACGGAGUACGCCCCCUGGACAGGUCGCCAGUUCUGACUUAAAAAUAAAUCUCCGAAGUCAGUUUUCUUGCAGACUAUAGCAGUUUAUCCAUCCUUUCUAUGUUUACUUUCUAACCACACAACCCACAAGUCUGCUGUGGAGAUGCAUCCCUGCAACACACCACCAUUUUGAGCCAGUGUGGAAAUAAGAAAAAGUGUGAAGCAUCUGGACAAAGCUGCUGUAGGUACUGUCUCCCUUCUCGAUAUCCACAGUGACAGAAACAGUGUGAACCACUGCAAAAAUAAACCAGUGACCUUGGAAA
This is a messenger RNA of Hippoglossus stenolepis (Pacific halibut), 3741 nucleotides long. RefSeq names its product glycerate kinase (gene glyctk). The transcript has 5 exons. The record is from RefSeq and is a predicted model, not a curated record. NCBI's taxonomy places the organism in Eukaryota, Metazoa, Chordata, Actinopteri, Pleuronectiformes, Pleuronectidae. Gene Ontology annotation, biological process: protein phosphorylation. Bases 1452 to 3026 code for a protein of 524 amino acids. Gene Ontology annotation, molecular function: glycerate kinase activity. Gene Ontology annotation, cellular component: cytoplasm.